GGACUUGUUGGUUGGAUGGGAACAUGGCCUAAGUUUGCAUCCCUGAGAUCUUGUGGUACAAAGUCGUCGGCAGGAUCCGAGUUAGUGAUGUGGACUACUCUGGACCGCGGAUGCUGGGGAGUCUCGUGCUUGUCCUUGCUGGCGAGUGUGGUCUGCGGGGCGCAAAGCGCUAACGAACCUAGCAACAUGUCCUACGUGAAAGCCACCGUGGACAAGCUGCUCAAGGGCUAUGACAUCCGUCUGCGGCCUGAUUUUGGAGGCGCCCCCGUGGAUGUAGGCAUGAGCAUAGAUAUCGCCAGCAUUGACAUGGUGUCUGAAGUCAACAUGGACUACACCAUCACCAUGUACUUCCAGCAGUCCUGGAGAGACAAGCGCCUCUCAUACACAGGCAUUCCUCUCAAUCUCACCCUGGACAACCGUGUGGCAGACUCGCUGUGGGUCCCUGACACUUACUUCAUUAAUGACAAGAAGUCCUUUGUACACGGGGUGACGGUGAAGAACCGGAUGAUCAGACUGCAUCCCGAUGGAACUGUGCUCUACGGUCUCAGGAUCACCACGACAGCGGCCUGCAUGAUGGACCUGCGCAGAUACCCACUGGAUGAGCAGAACUGCACCUUGGAGAUUGAGAGCUAUGGAUACACCACUGACGACAUUGAAUUCUACUGGCAGGGAGGAAGCAACGCAGGCUCAGUUACCGGGGUGGAGAACAUCGAGCUGCCCCAGUUCGACAUCAUAGACUACCAAACGCUCUCCAAGAAAGCCGUGUUUGCCACAGGCUCUUAUCCACGUCUGUCCCUGAGCUUCAAGUUGAAGAGGAACAUUGGCUAUUUCAUCCUGCAAACCUACAUGCCCUCCACCCUGAUCACCAUCCUGUCCUGGGUCUCCUUCUGGAUCAACUAUGAUGCCUCGGCUGCUAGAGUAGCCUUAGGUAUAACUACGGUGCUGACCAUGACCACCAUCAAUACCCACCUUAGGGAGACUCUACCCAAGAUCCCCUACGUCAAGGCCAUUGACAUUUACCUUAUGGGUUGCUUUGUCUUUGUCUUUCUGGCCUUGCUGGAGUACGCCUUUGUCAACUACAUCUUCUUCGGUCGAGGUCCUCACCUGCAGAAGAAGGUGGCAGAGAAGGCCGCCAAGUCCAACAACGAAAAUAAGAGCAGACUGGAGAGCAACAAAGUGCAGGUUGAUGCCCAUGGCAACAUCCUCCUGACCAACCUAACCAGCGAGAUGAGUGGAGCAGACAUGAUGGGCGUUCUCAACGACCCUCGGGCUACCAUGUUCUCUUACGACAGCGCCAGCAUACAGUACCGCAAGCCGAUGGCCAGCCGAGACCUGUACGGACGACCGGCCAUCGACCGGCCAAUGGGCCACAAGAAGGGUCGCUUGCGGAGGAGGGCCUCGCAGCUCAAAGUCAAGAUCCCGGACCUCACGGAUGUCAACGCCAUAGACAAGUGGUCCCGUGUCAUCUUCCCAAUUGCAUUCACCUUCUUCAACCUGGUCUACUGGCUUUACUAUGUCAACUAGGGUGGCAGCGGUGGCGAGCCUGGGCAGAAGCACCAAUGAUAAUGGUUUGAUAGAAAAUCUACCUAGAUCUUGUACAGCAAUGAAAAUGAAGAAGCGUUCAGUCCAUUUGUACAAAUCCUGUUUUGGAAUGAGUAGUACUGGAUGUCUUUACAAUGUACAUACAAUUUAAUAUAUAAUAUAUAAAUAUAUAUAUAUAUAUAUAUAUAACAGAGGUAUAAUUUAUUAAAAAUCCUAUCACUUUUGCUGUACUCAUCCAUACAAAAUAGAUAGAAACAAUAAUGGAAUUUAAGACACAGUAUAGGUAUGUUAUUUCUAAGUUCAAACUUGCCAAAAAGACUUUGGUGACUCUGAAGAUGCAGGCAAUGAUCUUUCCUUUCCUAUCUCUUUUUCUUACCUUCUGUUAUCUCACUUUUUGCAUGUGAAUGGAACACAACCUAUUGUUUGCUUAAUGUAAAAAAAAAAACAAGAGAAAAGGAAUCCCAGUGCAAAACGUGUACAGGAGGUACAUAAAACCUUUAACAUGAUCUUGUGACUGAAGCUAGUCCAACUAAUUAACAGAAGAUGUUUGGUUGAAUUCUACGGAGCCACUAAAGGGACAUGGGGAAGUUUAAUUUUUUCCUUGCUUCUCUUGAGCACAAGAUACUUUCUGGUGCGCACUCAUAGUUUUCCCAUCAGCAUGCAAAAGUAACUCAUGCUCAUGAGAAACCAGUCUUAGGCCAGCAAAAUGAUGCUAACAAAGCUCUGCUAACAUCAUUUGGCUAUUACUUCACAAUAUCACAGUCACAGUAUGAAAUCGGUAAACAGCAACCUUAUUAUCUUUACGUUUGUUAAUGACACUAUGAGAUACAUUUAGUUGCAUUUUCAGGAAGAUGAACACCUCCUCCUCGGCAGUAGGAUAGGGCAUCGAGAACUGAUUCCAACUUGGAAUCACCAAAUCACCGGGUCCAAAUUUAAUAUCAAGUUCUGGUUUCUGUAGCGGCGACUGUACUUCAUGGCGCUUGUUGUGUUGCAGUCAUGAAGCACUGUAAGCGGCAUUGAAAAAGCCUGAUUAAACUGUAAAUCACCACUGAAUUUUUGAGAUAAGCAUGGGACCCGUUUCAACUCCACCCCUCAAAGAAUCAGACUCAACAAUCGAUAAGAACCGGAAUCAAAAGAAAGAAUCUCAAUUGGAGUCAGAAUUUUUCAAAUCAAAUCAAUGCCCAACCCUACUCGGCAGCCAUUCUGACUGGUAUUCAGGUUUAUUGUGAGCAUGCGAAUGUAUCUCAUGUUCACAAGAAACCAAUCUAAAGACCAGUUAGAAUCGUAGUAGUAGUAGUAGUAGUAGUAGUAGUAGUAGUAGUAGGACAGAAAACUAUCUCAUGCUUCUGAGAGUUUCUUGAGCACACCAGAAAACAAAACUUCCCCAUGCAUGUCUAUGUAGGGGCUCCGUUGCAGUCCAUCUUGACAAGUUAGUUCUUAUAGUGCGUUCCAUUUGUACUCAGAGGUCAGUUUUUCCGAGGUCAAAGUCGGAAACGCACCCCCUGACCUCGAAUUUCCAAGCUUGGAACUCAGACAACCUCCGAGUACCCCAUGCUUAAAGUCCAACAUGGAUGCCUCGUGCAUCAACAGUUGUGAAAGCUUUAGUUACAUACAGUUAAUAGCACUUCGGUUAUAUGUGUGUCUCACUAAAUCAGUCAUACACACCGUCCUGUACAACUUCUAUCUGUGGACAUGUUACAUACAUUUGUAUGCACAAAAAGCAGUGUAAUUGUAAGUUAUUAACUGGUAUUGCUAACAUGGCUAACAUGGCUAGAGCUAACCCCACAAUGAGAAACCUGACUAGUAAAUGGAACGCAUUUGACUUGGGUGUGACGUCAUUCCCAGCUCCAGCUUCCCAGUUCCGAGGUAAAUGGAACGCACCAUUAUCUGGUUUGAGUAUAAGUUCAGGGCUUUGACUGAGCUUGUUUUUAUGGAGUUAUGUUGAAAUCCUUCUCUGACAGCCAUCUGUGAGCUAACAAACAUGUCCGAUUGCUGUUCAAGAAUGACCUGUUUUUUGAAAAGUUUCUUUUACAUUUCUGUAACCAAAAACAAAAAAGCUUUGCAUGGUUCUACUGAGCCACUCUGUAUUAUAAUCAUUAUACUGUAUGCUUUUGAACAAUCAUUGCAUUUAAGGUACGGUAAGUACAGGACACAUGUUAAUUGGAACUUCACUAAUUUCAUAAAAAAAAAAUGUAGUCAAAUUUGUACCUACUAUAUUCUCACAGCGUCUGUGAGCAUGUUCAGUGGAAUUUUCUUUAAAAGAAAUCAGGUAAAGAAUGACCAAUGAUGUCACCAUGCUUUCAAAAUCACAUUCAAAGACUUCAAGCUCUGAUAAAACUCGCUGCUGGCGUUGAAACA
Messenger RNA from Etheostoma spectabile (orangethroat darter), 3900 nucleotides. It is a transcript of the gene gabrb1, whose product is annotated as gamma-aminobutyric acid type A receptor subunit beta1. The record is from RefSeq and is a predicted model, not a curated record. Bases 16 to 1524 code for a protein of 502 amino acids. Gene Ontology annotation, molecular function: GABA-A receptor activity; extracellular ligand-gated monoatomic ion channel activity. Gene Ontology annotation, cellular component: membrane. Lineage: Eukaryota; Metazoa; Chordata; Actinopteri; Perciformes; Percidae. The transcript is spliced from 10 exons. Gene Ontology annotation, biological process: monoatomic ion transmembrane transport.